AUGGAUGAUAGCUUCUAUGUUUUACAGGCUAUACUUGAGAAACACAACAUCCCUGAGUUUCCUACGCUUCUACCCAGUGAGUUAAGAACCGAUGAGGUUGUGCAAUACCUGCAACCACUGUAUGCUGAGCUGCUUGCUGAUGUUGCCAGAAACAACGACAUACUUCCACUUCUUGCAUCAUUUACUGCAAUUCCUGAAGAGUUGAACAUUAAGGAAGUGGAAGCACUAUUGAAUGGCAACAAAUCUGCCAAGGGAGAUUUCUUUACACCUGAAGCUCAGUGUUUAUCAUCUCCUGUACCAGUGAAGAACGAAUAUCCAGAAUUCUCAACGGCUGCUGGCGCAAAAAUCGCCAAGAAGGAUCAGAAAGGUAAAGAGGAAGUCGAUAACGAAUCGAAUAUCGAAAGCUACAUACUCGACAGGAUCAGAAACGAAAUACUUGAAGCAGUUGUGAAUAUUGGCUGGGAUGACAUAAUAGGCCUAGAAAACGUAAAAAAAACAAUUAAUGAGAUUGUGCUGUGGCCAAUGCUACGCCCAGAUCUAUUUACAGGACUUAGAGGCCCGCCACGAGGAUUACUUUUAUUUGGACCUCCAGGAACAGGAAAAACAAUGAUAGGAAAGUGCAUUGCAAGCCAGUGUAAGGCAACAUUCUUUUCGAUCAGUGCAUCAUCACUGACAUCGAAAUGGGUUGGCGAAGGUGAGAAAAUGGUUAGGGCAUUAUUCUAUCUUGCAAGGACAAUGCAGCCAUCUGUGGUGUUUAUUGAUGAGAUAGAUUCGUUACUGUCUCAGAGAUCAGACAAUGAGAAUGAGGGCAGCAGAAGGAUAAAAACAGAGUUCCUUGUGCAGUUUGAUGGUGCAGCGACCUCUGGAAACGACAGAAUACUGGUGAUAGGCGCAACAAACAGACCGCAUGAAAUAGAUGAAGCAGCAAGGCGAAGACUAGUCAAGCGAAUAUACGUUCCAUUGCCUGAACCUCUGGGUAGAAGAAAGAUGGUGGAACAUCUGAUCAGAGAAUACAGCAAUGUCCUUUGCAAUACUGACAUGGAUAAGAUUGCGCAGAUUACAGAAGGAUAUUCUGGAUCGGACAUAUUUAAUUUGUGCAGAGAAGCAUCACUGGAACCUCUGAGGGAGAUUGACGACAUAAAUGACUUCAAGAGCGACGACACAAGGCCUAUAAACCUCGAAGACUUCAUAAAAGCAACUAGACAGAUCAGAAAAAGCGUUUCUGAAAGUGAUCUGGAGACUUAUGUUGAAUGGAACUCAAAGUUUGGCUCAGUACCUUAA
This is a messenger RNA of Ordospora colligata OC4, 1281 nucleotides long. Its product is annotated as putative AAA+ class ATPase. The record is from RefSeq and is a predicted model, not a curated record. Gene Ontology annotation, molecular function: ATP binding; ATP hydrolysis activity. Lineage: Eukaryota; Fungi; Microsporidia; Ordosporidae. The transcript has a single exon. Bases 1 to 1281 code for a protein of 426 amino acids.